Aaosphaeria arxii CBS 175.79 is the source of this 1139-nucleotide messenger RNA. Its product is annotated as transcription elongation factor-like protein s-ii. The coding region runs from base 157 to 1062 and encodes 301 amino acids. The transcript has 2 exons. The record is from RefSeq and is a predicted model, not a curated record. Gene Ontology annotation, cellular component: nucleus. Gene Ontology annotation, molecular function: zinc ion binding; RNA polymerase II transcription regulatory region sequence-specific DNA binding. Gene Ontology annotation, biological process: transcription elongation by RNA polymerase II; DNA-templated transcription; regulation of mRNA 3'-end processing. Lineage: Eukaryota; Fungi; Ascomycota; Dothideomycetes; Pleosporales.
AUCGCAACCGCACAUCCUCUUUUAACAAGAGUCAUCGCAUCUCCUGAAGCUCUCAACCUGUUCGAAAAUCACACACGGUCUCAAGUAAUCCUUCACAUCUGGAGGCGAUAACACAACCAGCGGCAAAUACCCUCUGCGCGUGACACGAACGUCAAUAUGGACGCGAAAGAAGUGGAGCUCCGAGGCAAAGCCAUCACAAAGGCCAUGAACGCCAACGAACCUAGUUCCUCCCUGAUAAAUCUUCUCACCGACCUUCGAAACAACCUCAAACCGACUGAAGAGUUGCUACGACAGACGAAAAUCGGCGUGCAAGUGAAUAGACUACGGACGCAUAAAGACCCAAGCGUAGCCAAAGUCGCUGGUGAGCUAGUCUCGAGGUGGAGGGAUGAAGUGAACAAACAGAAGAGAAAGGGAGCACCAGGAAAGGUUGCUCAGGCUUCAAAUGGGAGUGCAUCUCCUGCGCCUACGCCUGCGUCUGGAACCGCGUCACCUGCGCCAAGUAAGAAAAAACACGAUGUCGACCCAGCCAGUCGCAGCCAUAAGACCGAUAAGGUAGACUUGAAGAUCACGGGAGACGACAGUCGUGACGCAUGCAUACGCUUGAUGUAUGACGGCUUGGCCUUCAUGAGCGAGGACCUCCCUGAAGACAUUAUCGUAGUCGCAAAAGCUGUCGAAUCUGCCGCAUUUGCCAACGCUGGAGGAAUGAAUACAGACUAUCGGACCAAAAUGCGCUCCCUUUUUCAGAAUUUCAAGAACAAGUCCAACGAUGACCUCCGGAAAAGGGUACGAUCUGGUGAUAUUGCACCCAAGCGUCUGGUCGUUAUGUCGCACGAAGAACUGAAAUCCGCGGAUCGACGUAAGGAGGACGAACGUCUUCAGAAAGAGAAUAUGAACGAAGCCAUGGUUGCUCAGGUUGAGAAGAGUAUUUCUAAGGAUUUCCAGUGUGGAAGGUGCAAGAAGAGGAUGGUCAGCUACAGUCAGGCGCAGACUAGAAGUGCUGAUGAACCGAUGACGACUUUCUGCGAAUGUACGAAUUGUGGCCACCGAUGGAAAUUCUCCUGAUGUUCUACGUUGGAGAGCAUUCCCGGCAUGCGUUUCUCGUAUGCUUGCGUUAGUUCUGUAUCCGUUUUUUUUUUUUU